AUGGGCAUUACCGCAGCUAUUGACUCAGCUCUUAGAGAAGCCACUGCUAUUGAAUCGGGAUUGCCUUGUAGGUUCCAGCUUGCACAUGCAGGAGGUCAACCUGCUGCCAAUCCUGCAGCGGAGCAACCCUCCAACGUGCCGUCAGGCAGUGAAAUGGCGGGUAGCAGUAGGAGCCCCGGUUGGACUACUCUUUUCGAUUUUGAAGGCGAAGAAGGGGCCCAGCCGGACCCCCAAAACGCCCCCGAGAAUCCAGUAGCUCCCGGGGAAGCAGAUAUUCUCCCUCCCGUACCCUACCCCUAUCACGAGGAUGAAGUGAUCGGAGGCGAUAGUGUUCUAUCUAUACGGGAGCGCCUCUUAGGAUCACACUCCAACCGCUCGGCAGAGGAGAUUUACUUGGCCCAUCUUGACGCAGAAGACCGCUUCGAAGUCAAGGUGGAUAUCAUACGGCAUAUGGCCGUACUUGAUCCAAGUGGCGAUUGGGAGGGACGCGGGGCCCGGGCCCUGGAUAAUCCACGUACCUCCACGGGAGAGGACUCCUUAAAGAAUCUCUCUCGCCUGCGAGACCAGCUCCAUGAUGGGGGAGUACAAUCCGAUGCCUUUAAAAAAUGA
Messenger RNA from Punica granatum (pomegranate), 609 nucleotides. The record is from RefSeq and is a predicted model, not a curated record. NCBI's taxonomy places the organism in Eukaryota, Viridiplantae, Streptophyta, Magnoliopsida, Myrtales, Lythraceae.